AUGGCCACAGCAGCGAACUCCGUGCCGCACCCCACGAUCAUUCCGGGCCUCCACAACCGCUGGCACCCUGAUAUCCCUGCAUACGCUACUGUGAAGCCCGGUCAAGUCUUCAAACUCGAGUGUAUCGACUGGACGGGCGCGCAGAUCGGCAACAACGACUCCUCCGAUGACAUCAGGAAUGUUGACCUGACGAAGAUUCACAACCUCUCCGGCCCUAUCGCUGUCGAAGGCGCAGAGCCCGGCGACUGCCUUGUGGUUGACAUCCUAGACGUCACCCCAUUCGAGAAGAUGCCCUGGGGCUACACCGGCAUCUUCGAGCUCGAGAACGGCGGUGGGCUCUUCGCCCGCGAGUUCCAAAGCAAAGCCGCCAAGGCAGUUUGGGACUUCCACGGCGUGUACGCGUCCUCGCGGCACAUCCCCGGCGUGCGCUUCGCAGGAGUCUCGCACCCCGGCCUGAUUGGCACGGCGCCCUCCGCGGAGCUGCUCGCCACCUGGAAUCAGCGCGAGGCCGCCUUGGUCGAUGCGCACCCCGGUGCGGUGCCCGCGGUCGCUCUGCUCCCGAACAAGGUGGGCGCGUACGUCGGGCAGGACCUGCCUGAUGACGUGCGGGAGAGGAUCUAUACCGAGGGCGCGAGGACGAUCCCGGGCAGGGAGCAUGGCGGGAAUUGUGAUAUCAAGAACCUGUCCAAGGGAUCGCGAUGCUACUUCCCUGUGUUCGUCGAGGGUGCGAACCUCUCCGUUGGCGAUCUGCAUUUUUCGCAGGGUGACAUGUCGUUCUGCGGCGCCAUCGAGAUGGUGCGUUGCAGGCAUCAUCACUCUGCAAACGACAUCAUCAAGGGUGGCGUCGAGAAGUUCGCUAUGAAGCAGCCCAUCUUCAUGCCCUCGCCUGUCGACCCUCUCUACUCAGCUCAGCUAGUCUUCGAGGGUAUCAGUGUUGAUCUCCAUGGUGACGGAAAGCAGUAUGACAUGGAUGCUACUGUCGCCUACAAGCAAGCAGCACUCAACUGUAUCGCGUACCUCAUGAAGCUCGGCUAUACUCGUGAACAAUCUUACCUCUUGCUGUCAGCCGCUCCCGUCGAAUCGCACGUCGGUGCCAUCGUCGACUCUCCGAACGCCUGCGUCACCCUUGCGCUGCCGCUUGGUAUCUUCGAGAAUGACAUCCGGCCGAACCCAGAGGGUUUGACGAAGAGGGACUUCGGACAGUGCGCCAUCCGGAGCGACGGCGUCGUCUAAAUCUUUGGCUGUGUGGACGUAACAAUUCGAAGGUGAACGCGGCUCAACACUGUAUGGAGAAGAGUGUAUUUCUACGAAGAUUGUAUACCACCAGUAGUAGCGUAGCACCAAGCUUACAAUGCGGGAGAUUUGUACUGACGUAGCGGGCGCAUCCCACCCAGUGCUCCUGCAACGUCACGUACGCGUAUUCCUU
This is a messenger RNA of Fomitopsis serialis, 1426 nucleotides long. RefSeq names its product Acetamidase/Formamidase. Gene Ontology annotation, molecular function: hydrolase activity, acting on carbon-nitrogen (but not peptide) bonds, in linear amides. NCBI's taxonomy places the organism in Eukaryota, Fungi, Basidiomycota, Agaricomycetes, Polyporales, Fomitopsidaceae. The record is from RefSeq and is a predicted model, not a curated record. Bases 1 to 1233 code for a protein of 410 amino acids. The transcript has 16 exons.